UGAAUCUGUUAACCUUAAAAAUAAAACUGCCAGUUAUUUUAUCAGCAAAAGUGGGUUUGUUUGGGAAUAGUAGAGAAUUGCAAUUAGGGACAAGCAAGCUGUGGCAAAACCAUAGACAAGUCCAGCAAAUAAAGAAAGUUAUACUCUUUUAUAGGGGAAAGUGGAAAUUAGGAAGACUUUUAUAAACAAAAAAUCCAUUGGAGUAAACUGGGAGUUCGAGUACAGUGACUUUCAUUGGGUGAGUUGUGACAGUCUCUCAUUGGCUAGGCUGUUGCCUGGGGACGAGGAGAACCUUUCUUCCUCCUACUGAGUUAGUAAAGCAGUAGCUAAAAUAGUAUGGAUUUGCAAGAUUCAUCUCUUCUGUUGGGUCUGCAUUUGACCACCAGUGGUACGGUGCUCCCCAUCUGUACUCCUGGCUCCAUUUUAAUGAGGUUUCUCUUUGUGAAUUUUUACAAAAUAAGUGGUAAGAUAAUCAUAUAGUAUGCUAAAGGAAACAAUAAAAGAAUCUGUAUAAGAUACAGAGGUAGGUGCGCCUGGAUGGCUUAGUUGGUUAAGUGUCUGGCUCUUGAUUUCGGCUCAGGUUAUGAUCUCACACGGUUUGUGGGUUUGAGCCCUGCAUUGGGUUCCCACUAACCACGCCCCCCAACCACCCAACCGCACCACCCCUGCUCCACAACAACUCAGAGCCUGCUUGGGAUUUUCUCUCCCUCUCUUUCUGCCCCUUCCCUGAUUGCACUCUCUCCCUCUCUCAAAAUAGAUAAUAAAAUAAACUUUUAAAAAACCUUAAUAAAAAAAAGAUACAGAGCUAGAGGUAAUGAUUAACUUCCAGUAGUAUCAGUAUUGAAAAUCAACAGGAUAGUCUUUCAAAUGAGUUGAAAACCCCUAUCUGGUUUCCCUCUGAGCCUCCUUUUUAUUCACACUUUAGUUUUCUGGUUAGCCCCAGAAUUUCUUGGUUGUGUCCUGCCUUCAGUGCUUACAUAAUUUUCUCUCUGGAAGUUUUUGCUCUCCACAAGAAGCUAACUUUGGUUUGCUUGGAAAAUUCAAGAUUCCUUAAAAGGUUAUCUGAGAGCCUUCUUGAUCUCCAUCAUGCUAAUCUUUCCGUUGCUCACAUUAGUACUUUUUGCACUUUACUGAAAUUAUUUUUGGUUUGCCAUUUCCUUUAAAUUGUAUAUUAUUUGAAGAUAGAAACUGUGUUUUAAUUCUUUCAGCGCUACUGAAAAUAAAAUAUUUACAUGAAAAAAUUUUUUUAGUGUAGUGUGCUUAACCGCGUAUGUGUUGUGGGAUUGUUGAGUGUAAUGGUCAAGAAAGAAUUCUUGAGACAUUUUAUGGUGCAACUUAGUACGUUUAUUUAAGUAGCAUGGGGUCAGGACCUGUGGGCAGAAAGGGCUGCACUUUUGCUGUAUGAAGCUGGUGUUUUAUGCUUAGUGCUCAGGGGGGUUGGGGACAUGCAAGGAGUAUUAGAUCAUAAAUGUUUUCUUUGAGUUUCUACUUGUAAAACUACUUUCACAAGAUUUUUCUGGUGUUUAUUAUUCUGUUGGAUAUUAGGUAUUGGUGAGAUAUACAGGCAGUCAUGAGACCCUUUCAGAAUGUAGCAACCAGUGGGUGGUGCCGCCCUCCUGCCCACAGCCAUCUGCUGCUUGGCCACAUCCGCACCUGCGCAGUGCUCAGGAUGGCUGGCAAAGCACAGAGGCUGAGUGAUGAGGAGAGGAACCAGCUGCUGCCAAACCUGAGAACUCUAGGGUGGAACGAGCUGGAAGGCAGAGAUGCUAUCUUCAAGCAGUUCCAUUUCAAAGACUUCAUUUGGGCCUUUGGCUUCAUGAUGAGGGUGGCCCUGCAGGCUCAGAAACUAGACCACCAUCCCGAAUGGUUUAACAUGUACAGUAAGGCCCACAUCACCCUGAGCACCCGUGAAUGUGCAGGCCUUGUAGAACAGGACAUAAACCUGGCCAGCUUCAUUGAACAAUUAGCAGUAUCCAUGACAUAGGCCCUGCCCUUCCUCUUUGAAAUCUUUGGGGGACGUGGAGGGACUGAUUUGGGAAUCCAGGGAGGGAACUGGGGAGCCCUGAGAUGUUCUACAGCCAGAAUUGCCAAGUGGACUCCGCUGCCUCUGUUUAGGGGAGAGUCCUUGCUGUGGUAAGAGGAGACGCCAGCCUCACUGCCGACCACUCUUUAUCCCCAGCGCUCUGGCACACGUAUGCUAAUCGAGUACGAUCUUCCCCUUCUGUAGGACUUCCCAACAACAGUAAUGGUCUUCUUGCCAGGCUGUGUCUUGCUCCUUUUCUGAUUCAUUUCCCAAGAAGCUGUGUCUAGGAUGCAGUCUUAACUUAGAAGCCAGGACCCUAAAGUCAACCCCCUGGUGUGUGACAGAAACACGUGUGCUUUUAUGUCUCAAAUAAAACUAUUGUUUCAAUUGGGAAAAAAAAAAAAAGAAUGUAGCAACCAGUGCUUACUUGAUCCUUAUCUAAACCAUGCAGGC
Molecule: messenger RNA, 2476 nt
Organism: Leopardus geoffroyi (Geoffroy's cat)
Lineage: Eukaryota; Metazoa; Chordata; Mammalia; Carnivora; Felidae
Product: pterin-4-alpha-carbinolamine dehydratase-like
Exons: 1
Coding region: 1571-1984 (137 amino acids)
Biological process (GO): tetrahydrobiopterin biosynthetic process
Molecular function (GO): 4-alpha-hydroxytetrahydrobiopterin dehydratase activity
Source: RefSeq, a predicted model, not a curated record